UACUUUUUUAAAGGUUGUCUGGCAACGCUAAAUAAGGUGUCAUCUGCUAAACCCUCGUAUUUUGGACUCUUGUGGAAAAAUCAUUUUGGGCGUUACAGCGUGGAAUAAAGAUUGACCCAGUCGCGCACCUGGUACAGUAACCGCUUAAAAAUGGCUUUCAACUUCACAGCCUUCACCUACAUCGUCGCUUUGAUAGGCGAUGCAUUCUUAAUAUUUUUUGCAAUAUUUCAUGUAAUCGCUUUUGAUGAGCUAAAAACGGACUAUAAGAAUCCAAUCGAUCAAUGUAACAGCCUGAAUCCUUUGGUGUUGCCGGAAUAUUUGCUCCAUAUUUUCCUCAAUCUAUUGUUCCUACUGUGUGGCGAAUGGUUCUCGUUGUGUAUUAAUAUACCUUUAAUCGCAUACCACAUAUGGCGCUACAAGAAUCGCCCCGUCAUGACAGGCGCAGGACUAUACGAUCCAACAACGGUACUGAGUACAGAUAACUUAACUAAGAACAUGCGUGAAGGCUGGAUCAAAUUGGCUAUCUACCUAAUAUCUUUCUUCUACUAUAUUUAUGGCAUGGUUUAUGCGUUGAUAUCUACGUAGAGGUAAAGCACAUUCUAAUGAUCUCGAAAUCAAAAAGCUACAAUUAACAACAGCAACCAAUACAGCUCUUACUACAAGCCAUAUGAACAAACCAAGUAAUUAACAGCUUGGUUUUUGGUAGUUAAAUAUGCGUUGCACGAAAAUGAAAGUCUAUAAUAUCAAAAAGAAAAUGUACAUACAUACAUUUAACGAACUUCUACCCAAAUUGAGAUUUUUCAAACAUAACUAAAACAAAAUGGAAUAUAAAUCUAUUUAGUGAUCAUCUUAAAUACUUGCAUUGAUCACUAGCAGUUUUGUACAUUAAACAUGUGUAGAUUUAUCAACAUGAUUAAAAACUUAUCACAUUUUAAUAUACAAACUAAUUUUUUACUAUCUAAUCGCGUGUAGAUAAAAGUAUUAUGCGUACCAGCAGGGAGUGAUAAAAUGAACGUUUUAACAUUCUCUGGUUUCUUUAGCCAUACAGCUGAUUUUUAAAUAUAUGUAUGUAUUUUAAUACAUGCUUAGA
Rhagoletis zephyria (snowberry fruit fly) is the source of this 1090-nucleotide messenger RNA. RefSeq names its product protein cornichon (gene cni). The record is from RefSeq and is a predicted model, not a curated record. Gene Ontology annotation, biological process: vesicle-mediated transport. Lineage: Eukaryota; Metazoa; Arthropoda; Insecta; Diptera; Tephritidae.